GUGUUGGCCUGUAAAAGGAUCAAAGGUAGACACACGUAUGAUGUCAUUGCUGCUGAGAUCAAUCACAUUCAUUCAUUAUAUGGACUGUCAACGAAAGUUACAGCUACGGUUACUGAUAACGGCUCUAACUUUGUAAAAGCCUUCCAAAUGUAUCAGCCGGAAUCGCUCUCUGACGAUGAUGAUGAUGAAGAGGUUACCUUCACAAAUGUUGCAGACGUGCUUGACACCUCCACAGAGGAGGGGAUUGUUUUACCACCACACCUGAGGUGUGCCUCUCACACACUUAACUUAAUUUCAUGCUCUGAUGUGGACAAGUGGCUGCUUUCAAAUCCUGGGACUAAAGGAAUUUACAGAAGUGCUACCGCCAAGUGCACAGCACUGUGGAGUAAGGCUAGCCGGUCGACUUUGGCUUCAGAGUUAGUGGGCGAUUUGGUUGGCAAAAAACUGCUUGUGCCAUGCUCCACAAGGUGGAAUUCAUUUUAUGAUGCUGUGGCAAGAAUAGUUGAAAUACCCAUGACUGACUUGAGUACCAUCUCUAAUCGUUUAGAGCUAAAAUGUAUUGGUGAGAGGGAGUUUCAGUUUCUGAGGGAAUACUGUGCCAUCAUGAAGCCUCUCACAGUUGCUCUGGAUAUCCUGCAAGGAGAAGAAAACUGUUACUAUGGCACCCUCCUGCCCACAAUAGAAGUUUUGAUGUCGAAGCUACUGGAGAUAAGAGAAGGCCUGAUUAUUGCAACUGGCCUACCUGAUGCCAUAGUUCAGGCAAUCAAAACACGAUUUGCAUCCGUCUUGGAAAGCAACGAUGCAAUACUGGCAGCUGUCACACUUCCUAUGUUCAAACUGCGAUGGUUGAGAGACCAGAGGAAGAAAGAGAUGGUCAAAGGAAUGCUGGCAGCAGAGUGUCACAAGCUCAUCCCUCGCCCUGGCCCUGUUCAGCAAGCAGCCAAGAUGCCUGUGUCUCCGACAACACCAGACUCAAGCUCCUAUAAUGUGCAGGACUUUUUCUGUUUUGAGGAGGCUGAUGAUACCUUCAGCACUGUGGAAACUGAAGUAAUGACCUACUUGAGAACAGCCGAAACAGGGAUGGAGAUUCUUAAACAAUUUCCCACAAUAAAGGAAAUUUCUCUGAAGAAAAAUGCAGCUACUCCAUCCAGUGCACCUGUUGAGAAACUUUUCAGCCUGGGAAGUCUGGUACUGUCUCCAAAGAGGAACAAGCUGUCUGACCAAAGGUUUGAGAGACUUCUUCUCAUGCGGUACAACCACUGGUUUGAAGGGUAA
This is a messenger RNA of Sinocyclocheilus grahami, 1275 nucleotides long. RefSeq lists its product as uncharacterized. The transcript has 2 exons. The coding region runs from base 148 to 1275 and encodes 375 amino acids. The record is from RefSeq and is a predicted model, not a curated record. NCBI's taxonomy places the organism in Eukaryota, Metazoa, Chordata, Actinopteri, Cypriniformes, Cyprinidae.